Molecule: messenger RNA, 875 nt
Organism: Nymphalis io (European peacock)
Lineage: Eukaryota; Metazoa; Arthropoda; Insecta; Lepidoptera; Nymphalidae
Product: RNA-binding protein pno1
Exons: 3
Coding region: 113-850 (245 amino acids)
Cellular component (GO): nucleolus
Molecular function (GO): RNA binding
Source: RefSeq, a predicted model, not a curated record
UUUCUCUGUGGUCGUAUUACUACACCAUGUGAGAAUUAUUUAACAACAAAAAUAACACAUUUUGCAACAUUUACUUACUUCUUAGUGACGCCAGUUUAUAAAAAGUCACAAAAUGGAAACCGAAAAUAUAAACGUCGAUGAAUUUUUACCAGCAAAAAAUCCUAUUAAAUUAGGUAAUGUUAAAAAAGGGGUUGCGAAAGAAUCUUGUGAGGGUAUGGAGGUGGAAGAGAAAAAUGUCAGUAAAAAAAAGACUAAAAAAUUAAAAUUGAAAAAGGUUAAGAAAAAUGUUGAACCAAAUGAAAGCAAAAUUAACAUGAGAAAAGUUGCAGUACCAGCUCACAGAUAUACACCUCUAAGAGAAAACUGGUUAAAAAUCUUCACACCGAUCGUGGAACAUUUGUUACUUCAAGUCCGUUUCAACACCAAAUCAAGAAAUGUCGAGAUCAGAGUUGGCCCUGAGACUAAAGAUAUCGCAAAUUUACAGAAAGCUGCUGAUUUUGUUAAGGCUUUCCUUUAUGGUUUUGAUGUUGAGGAUGCAUUGGCACUAUUGAGAUUAGAUGACCUCUUUGUCGAAUCCUUUGAAAUAAAAGACGUCAAAACAUUACAAGGUGACCAUUUAGGCAGAGCUAUAGGAAGAUUGGCGGGGAAAGCAGGACGUACUAAGUUCACCAUAGAAAAUGUAACCAAGACAAGAAUAGUGUUGGCAGAUUCGAAAAUUCACAUUUUAGGUAGUUACCAAAAUAUUGCACUGGCGAGACGAGCUAUUUGUAAUUUAAUUAUGGGAUCACCGCCUUCUAAAGUUUAUGGUAACUUGAGGAAUGUCGCUAAAAGAGUUGCUGAAAGAUUUUAAAUGUAAAUAAAAGUAUAUUUAUGCA